Messenger RNA from Aspergillus heteromorphus CBS 117.55, 4161 nucleotides. RefSeq names its product putative cellular morphogenesis protein (Rax2). The transcript is spliced from 3 exons. The coding region runs from base 179 to 3820 and encodes 1213 amino acids. Gene Ontology annotation, cellular component: plasma membrane of growing cell tip. NCBI's taxonomy places the organism in Eukaryota, Fungi, Ascomycota, Eurotiomycetes, Eurotiales, Aspergillaceae. Gene Ontology annotation, biological process: positive regulation of establishment of bipolar cell polarity regulating cell shape. The record is from RefSeq and is a predicted model, not a curated record.
CCGUGCCGAUAGCUCCCCCCCCCAUCCCAAUUCAAGCACAUUCAUUUAUUGUCUUUCUUUACGGCCUUACUACCCCAUUUUCCCUACACGUUUUCUCCGAUCAAGGCCCUUGGAGAUCCCUCCCCCACCCCCUUCUGGGCUUCACCGUCUCGCUAGCCUGUCGUCGCGCACCUAGACAAUGAGGGCACCCUCACUGUUUGGGCCUGCGACGGCUGGCUUGUCAACCGUCCUCCGCCUUUGGCCUUUGCUCCAACUGACCCCCGCUUACGGAUUGACCUUUCAGUCGGUUACAGAGCCAGACUUGGACCUGUCGCCAUUGGGCCAGGUCGCCUUCGCGGGAGACUUCGAUGCGAUCGCGCUCUACCAGUACACCGAACAGGCGGACACAGCGACCGACAAUAACGAUGCGCAAUCCAUUCUCACCCCUCUCCCGAACGGCAUCCUCACGUCGCUCUCGACAUCCGAUGCGCAGAUCAAUGCCAUGUGCCCCUUCACGAAAAAGGACGGAACGUUCGAGGGAAUUUUCGUUGGGGGCAAUUUCACCAGCCUGGGUGGGGUCGAAACGGAAGGCGUUGCGUUGUAUAAUCCCGACUCCAACAAGGUGACGGCCUUGUCGGGUCUUUCGGGCUCGGUUUCGGCCUUGCUGUGCGACCAAGAUACCAACAGCGUAUAUGUUGGGGGAAACUUCACAUAUUACAACAUCUCGAACGCCGUCGCUUGGGUCGGAAGUGAGGGCUGGUCGAACUUGACUUUUGGUGGCUUUAACGGACCCGUCAGUUCCAUCCUCAAGGAAAGCAAUGGCAAAAUUAUUUGGGGUGGAUCGUUCGACGGUAUUGGCAACUCGACCUCGUCUGAAAAAGGCCAGCAGAUCAUCAACCUCCAAAAUGCUACGAUCACCUCGGACGCAAAUUCAUCAACCAGUGGCUAUAUCAGUCCCAGCAACAUUGUCUGCCAGACAAGCGGCGACGAUGGCGAAGGAAAGACAUGGCUGCUAGCGAACAACUCCCCGGGCUACUGGCGUGCAGAGAUGGAAUUCGAGUACUACCCCAGCAUGUUCAAGCUGUGGAACACCCAUUACGAGGGAAGAGGAACGAAAACAUUCCUGUUCAGGAGACUACCGGACAAUGGAAUCAUGAACUUGACUUACACCGAUCCCGACACUGGCAGCCAUGCUUACUGCGACCAAUCCUGUCCGCUUUCCAACAGCACCACCGAAGAGUAUCGCGAGUUCAAAUUUGUCAACAGCGUUGGCAUGAGUGGAUUCCAAAUCGAGGUCUUGAGCUGGUACGGUGAUGGUGGCGGUCUGAACGGGAUUGAAGUCUUCGAGAACAAUAUCUAUGCCUAUGCCAUCAAUGCCUUCAACGAGCCAACAUGUGGAAACAUAAGUUAUCCAUCCACUGCGACACACACAGGAUCAUGGGCUGUGGCACCGUCGGGCCAAAGCUCCUCCCAAUACUUGACGACGCAGGUUACCGACUCCAAUGCGACCAGCGCCUCGGUCAUCUUCGAGCCCGAUAUCAAGCUGUCAGGGAACUACUCCAUCAAACUUUACACCCCCGGAUGCGAACAGGAUGACACCUGUGACUCACGCGGUAUCGUCAAUGUUACUGUCACUCCUACAAGCGAUACUGCCGAACCUGCUCAGACGACUCUCUAUCAGACCAACUUGUAUGAGAAAUACGACACGAUUUACACAGGCCAUGUGGAUGUCAGCGAUGGUUCGUUUCGCCCUCGUGUGGAGCUGAAGCCGAUAACCAACCAAGGGAACAAUAUCACUGUGGUGGCCUCCUACGUCCAGUUUGUGGCGAACUCGGUGUCAGGAAACUCCAGUGAUGACUUGAAUGGUUUAUACGAGUUCAACCCAUCAGGCGCGAGCCCAAAUGUUACCAGUUCUGGUGUCGACGAAGCCGGACUGGCCCUUGACGAGGAUGCUAAUAUCAUGAGCUUGGCCACUUAUGAGAAUGUCAUAUACGUCGGCGGAAAUUUCUCGGGCUCCGACAUCGAAAACAUCAUGUACUUUGAAAAGGACAGCAACGCGACAGCAAUGCCCAAAGGCGGCCUGAACUCCGAAGUGACAAGCAUGGCGGUGCUGGACGACUACCUUUAUGUAGGUGGAAAUUUCACGGAUACCUCUGACGGUGGCAACGACGGUCUCAGCUAUAUCGCGGCGUAUUCCUUUGAUUCGAAGACCUGGUCGGCACUUGGAGCAGGUGUCAACGGCCCUGUCAACAGUGUCCUUGCUCUUUCGCUUAAUGUUUCCAUGGAACUUAACGAGACCAUUAUCGGUAUAAGCGGUGAUUUCGAUCACUUGCUCCCCUUUGACGAAAGUCCGUCAACAAAUGUCUCCGGGUUUGCUAUCUGGGUACCCUCGCGCAACAACUGGCUGCAGAAUCUCAACAUCAGCCAGCUGGAGUUCGCCGGGCAACUGUCAGCCUAUGCAGUGGGAAACAACACCACUAUCCUUGCUGGUAGUCUUUCGACAGGCGGAAUUGCUGCCGCUGGCGCUGUUGCUCUUCUGUAUGACGAUGAUCUGGGUCUGGAGCCCCUGUUAACCGACUUCAAUACAAGCGGUCAAACCUACACAGGUCUUUACGACACAAGCUCUGGCAGCAAUCUUACGAUUCUUGGAGGCCACUUCACUACCAAUGCGAGUAACGGGUCUGUGAUAGAGAACCUUGCUAUCAUUGACGGCAACGCCGGUACCGUCAGCGGUCUUGGAGCAGGAGUGGACAGUAACUCUACGUUUUUGACCCUGUCAAUUGCGGACAAGGUGCUCUACGCAGGUGGAAUGGUCUCUGGAACCGUAAGUGGCGCGACUUUGAAUGGACUUGUAGCGUUCAGCAUGGAAAACGAAACAUUCGUCCCAUAUCAGCCGCCCCAUUUCUUCGGCGACAACGUGACGGUCAACGCUAUUGCUGCUCGCCCCAACAAGAACGAAAUCUACGUCGGAGGACGGUUCCAGACGGCUGGUGCUCUUCCGUGUCCAGGCGUCUGUUUCUGGGACACGUCGGAGCAGCAAUGGAAUAGACCAGGCGCAAAUCUGAACGGCACAGUGAUGGCGCUCAAGUGGAUGAGCAGUAAUGAAUUGCUCGCUGUGGGCGAUUUUACUAUCGAUGGAAACAAUUCAGUGGUUGCUACCUAUGUCAGCAAAAAGCAGAGUUGGCAGACUUUUGAGGGUGCAUCCUCGUCCGACAUUCCUGGAACCAUCACAGCCUUUACCCCCGCUAACACCGCCGUGACUAAGUUCUGGCUUGCGGGAGUCUACACCAACGGCUCCAGCUUCCUUGCCGCCUAUGACGGUUCCAGCUUCACGUUUCUCCGGAACGUUUUCGACGAGGGAACCGAUAUCCGUGGCCUCGAGGUGCUUCCUAUCUCCCGGAACCACGAUGAUGUUAGCGUUCUCAACGACGACCAAAUGCUUUUGGUCACCGGCCAGCUUCUGAUCCCUGAUUUUGGAAACGCUUCUGCAGCCCUGUACAACGGGACGGCGAUGGUGCCUUUCAUUCUCUCCUCGACAUCCGAUGGUCAGCCGGGCAGCAUAUCCCACAUGUUUUUCCAGAACCAGAACCCCUAUACCAGCGGAGGCAAACACCUCUCCAACGGUAUCGUCGUGUUGAUCUCUUUCUGUUGCGCGCUCGGCUGCGUCUUCCUGAUCGUUAUUGCCGGCAUCAUCUUUAACAAGAUCCAGCGCCGUCGGCAGGGUUACAUGCGGGCCCCGCAGGGAGUGGGAACCGACCGACCCUCCAACAUGCGAAGACUUCCCCCGGAGUACCUAUUCAACUCGAUCAAGCAACCCAACCCCGGCGCGCCCGCCAUAUGAGUAGAAAGGGGGUUCCGCAUACCCCGCUGAAUGACAUUUCACCGCACCAUCUAAGGAGCAAAAACGACAUCUAAACUGACAUCUCGUUGAUUCAAUCUCAUCUGAUACCUCAGAACGGCGUUCUUGGGCAACAAUCCAUCAUAUACCCGAUUCUUUAUUUUUAAUUAUUUGUUCUGAUCCUGUCCUCCUCGUUUCGGAAGGAGGCCCCCGUGCUUUCAUGCCUUCAAUUCUUGUGUAUUGGCCUUGUGCCUCUUGUUUGUGCUAUUUGGCCUGGGGCCCUCUCAGUGGAACCCCCCCCCAGCUCGAAGUCCAAUCGUUGUGAAUUUUGUGUGUUUGUCUUG